UUUUUUGUUGUCGCAACUCUUUUCCAGAAAAAUACAAUAAUAAUAAUAUUCUAGUCGUUAACAUCUGAAUUAAUGUUUAUUAUCGAGCUUGUGUCUUGCAAAGCGUUAACGCAACAAACGAGUUAAGUAUUUGCUUUUCUUCUUUUGCACAUAUUUGUGUCUUAAUAUUUUUAUCUUCGUCCACCGACAUAGUUCGUUUUUUUUGUCUGGUGUACCAUACCAGUGAUCAUUUUAGUGUAGAGGUAGUCAAUAAAUGUCCGUAUUGUUGUGAGAGGGAAUUCAUCGCGAUCGUUUGUGAAGAGACAUUCGGUUUAUGUUCUAGGCAAAUUCAUAAUGAGCUUCCUAUUCGGAGGCCGAUCAUCAAAGACUUUUAAACCUAAGAAGAAUAUACCAGAAGGUACCCACCAAUACGAUCUGAUGAAACACGCGGCAGCCACUCUUGGUUCCGGCAAUCUGAGAUUGGCUGUACUACUACCCGAGGGCGAAGAUCUCAAUGAAUGGGUUGCUGUCAACACUGUUGAUUUUUUCAAUCAAAUAAACAUGUUGUAUGGUACAAUAACGGAGUUUUGCACCGAGGAAAGUUGUUCUAUAAUGUCUGCUGGACCUAAAUACGAAUAUCAUUGGGCAGAUGGCCUGACUGUAAAGAAACCAAUUAAGUGUUCUGCUCCAAAAUACAUCGAUUAUUUGAUGACUUGGGUUCAGGAUCAAUUGGACGAUGAAACAUUGUUUCCUUCAAAAAUCGGUGUCCCAUUUCCUAAAAACUUCUUAUCGAUUGCUAAGACAAUACUUAAACGGUUAUUCAGGGUGUAUGCACAUAUAUAUCAUACACAUUUCGAUUCAAUUGUAACGCUUGGCGAGGAAGCACAUCUCAACACAUCUUUUAAGCAUUUUAUUUACUUUGUUCAGGAAUUUGUACUAAUUGAUCGAAGAGAACUUGCUCCAUUACAAGACUAUAUUGAUAAAUUGGCUGGCAGAGAAACUAGAUAAGUGACUUAAAGGUGCUUGAAGAAGAAUUGAACUUAGCACAAUGAGUUUACAGCUUUAAUCUUUCUGAUGUGAUGACUUAUUUUUUUAUUAAAAAAAUAGUUCUCAUACACAAACACACAUAUAAAAAUUAAUAAUUAGGAAGUUAGUCAAUUGGCAUUCAUUAUAUGUACAAACAAAUAUAUUUUUAUGUAAUACUAUUAUCAAUGCUAUGAUGCUAAUCAUUGAUAUAAGCACUAUUCUGUAUAUUGUCUAGACAAUCUUCCACCAAAGAAAAUCCAUUUAAGUAUAGUUUCAGUUUUACUACUAUUUUGUACGAUUUUAUAAUAGAAUUACUAAUAUAUAUAUUAUUAUAUUAUAAAUGACUAAUAUACAUUAAUUAUUUAUUUUUAGUAUAUACAGUGUGCCAGAAUAGUAACUACUGUAUGUAGGAAUCUCUGAACAAAAUUAUCAGAACAACGAAAUGUUUAUUUUUAAUGUAAUUUAUACCAUAUUAUAUUGCAAUAAUGCAAUCUUAUUUUAUAGAGUUAUUGCUUUUAUAUUAAUUUUUAAACAGUAACUAUUGUUGGUGCACUUGUGAUAAAUAUAUAUCAGAAAAAAAUUA
Myzus persicae (green peach aphid) is the source of this 1588-nucleotide messenger RNA. RefSeq names its product MOB kinase activator-like 1 (gene mats). The transcript has 4 exons. Gene Ontology annotation, molecular function: protein kinase activator activity. Lineage: Eukaryota; Metazoa; Arthropoda; Insecta; Hemiptera; Aphididae. The record is from RefSeq and is a predicted model, not a curated record. Gene Ontology annotation, cellular component: nucleus; cytoplasm. Bases 334 to 987 code for a protein of 217 amino acids. Gene Ontology annotation, biological process: positive regulation of protein phosphorylation; hippo signaling.